Oenanthe melanoleuca is the source of this 909-nucleotide messenger RNA. RefSeq names its product N-alpha-acetyltransferase 10, NatA catalytic subunit (gene NAA10). The coding region runs from base 71 to 781 and encodes 236 amino acids. The record is from RefSeq and is a predicted model, not a curated record. The transcript is spliced from 8 exons. Gene Ontology annotation, cellular component: NatA complex. Gene Ontology annotation, biological process: N-terminal peptidyl-glutamic acid acetylation. Gene Ontology annotation, molecular function: protein N-terminal-serine acetyltransferase activity; protein-N-terminal-glutamate acetyltransferase activity. Lineage: Eukaryota; Metazoa; Chordata; Aves; Passeriformes; Muscicapidae.
CGUGAGGGGAGCGGGAGCGGCGCCGGCACCGGGAGCGGGAUCCAAACGCGGCGGGAGCGGCGGUGCAGCCAUGAACAUCCGCAACGCGCGGCCCGAGGAUCUGAUGAACAUGCAGCACUGCAACCUGCUCUGCCUGCCCGAGAACUACCAGAUGAAAUAUUACUUCUACCACGGCCUCUCCUGGCCCCAGCUCUCCUACAUCGCCGAGGACGAGAACGGGAAGAUCGUGGGCUACGUCCUGGCCAAGAUGGAGGAAGAUCCCGAUGACGUCCCACACGGACACAUCACAUCCCUGGCGGUGAAGCGCUCGCACCGGCGCCUGGGGCUGGCGCAGAAGUUGAUGGACCAGGCCUCGCGCGCCAUGAUCGAGAACUUCAACGCCAAAUACGUGUCCCUGCACGUGCGCAAGAGUAACCGGGCAGCGCUGCACCUCUACUCCAACACCCUCAACUUCCAGAUCAGCGAGGUGGAGCCCAAGUACUACGCGGACGGGGAGGACGCGUACGCCAUGAAACGGGACCUGAGCCAGAUGGCCGAGGAGCUGCGGAAGCAGGUGGAGCAGAAGGAGCGGGGCCGCCCCCCCGCCCCCACCGAGCCCCCCCGGGGGGGGGAUGGGGUCUGCGGCUCGGGGGGACCCCCCGCGCACCCCCCCCCCACCGCCGCGACCCCCGCCCACCACGAGGACGGGGGGGGCGACAGCAAAGACGUCAGCGAGGUCAGCGAGACCACCGAGAGCACCGACGUCAAGGACAGCUCGGAGGCGUCCGACUCCGCCUCGUAGAGACCCCUCCCCAAAAUCCGCGGGACCCCUCCCCAAAAUCCGCGGGACCCCUCCCCAAGCUCCGGGGGCUCCCCGGAGCGCCGGGACCCCCCGGUUCUGGGGGGGGCAGUAAAGCCGCGCUGCCUCCA